UCCUCCUUCAGAGCCACACCCUGCUUUCGAUGUUAGCAGGGUUAUGGAGGGUCGAGCCCGCCGCGUCUUUCGGGCCAAUUUGGCCAAGAUAAAGGAGUCAAAGUUUGAUCCUGUCUGGUUAGCAGAGGAGCUGUUUGCGGCUGGAAUCGUUGGAGAGGGGGAAAGAGUAGCUGCUAAGGAUGAAACGGUUUCCAAAGAGCACCGACGGGACGAGCUGCUAGACUUGGUUAUGGGGCACGGAGGGGAGAGCGUGUUCCAGACCUUCGUGAAUAUAUGCAGCAAAGGGCACACGCAUCGGCUUGCUAUGGAUCUAAAAGAUGAGUUCCUGAGGCAAGGG
This is a messenger RNA of Geodia barretti, 337 nucleotides long. NCBI's taxonomy places the organism in Eukaryota, Metazoa, Porifera, Demospongiae, Tetractinellida, Geodiidae. The record is from the annotation of a GenBank genome assembly.